AUGAUAAAAGUUUGGAACAAUAAUUGCAACAAGAGUACGAAUGAUAGCGAAUCUCAGAAAAGGCCAAUUUCCAAGAUUGCUUUGGAGGAUGGCGUCUUUCACUUGGCUCUCAUAUUCCUCAUCCACACCAUUACCCUUGUUAUGAUUCUUGUUUUACCCAACCCAACUCUCAAAUUCUUCAACUCGGAUCCUGGAAUGAUCCUAACUUCUGUUCUCUUUCUUCGGCUAGUCGUCCUUGGUGAACCAUCUGGAUUUCCAUCUUUCCGAACGUCAGUAAUGUCGACAACAUCAACGGAACCCGCGUUGCCAGAACCAUAUACUAUACAAUCGGCAGUGUUCAUACGUCCGGUGAGUCUGGCGAGAGCAACGAUAGUUGAACCGGUAUUGCCAACACGGACGUCUAUGUUGUUGUCGUUUGACAGUGGAGCUGAGAUUGAGAAUAAGCACGAGGAAAGAUCAAAUGAAGAAUGGACUAUUAAUGUUGAUGAUCAUGUUGGCGCUGGUAGUAUCGACCCUGUUAAUAAGAUCAAGGAUGAAGGCCCGAAAGAUAGUAGCAGCGAGCAAGAAGAUCGAAAGGGAGAAGAUGAUGACGUGCUUAUUGAUGCCGGGGAAAUUGGAUCUGAUUCUGAAGGAACAAAUGCUGAUGCAAGUGAAAAAAUAUUCGGAGAAGACUCCGAGUCGCUAGAGCCAACCUCUACCAAUAUUUCGCAAGCUAUUUUGAUACGAAGAGAUACUGUAAAAACGAUAAGUCGGAAUAGCAUGAGCGGACGGAAGUACAACCCUACGUUAGUUGUUCAUAUGAACACAGAUGAUAGUCACAAGAUUAAACGUUCGCUAACGUUACCUAAUCUCAUGCGGAAUAAUAGUUCUAGAAGACGGUUGUCGGUAACGAGACAAAGGAGCGAAAAUAGAGGAGAAUCGGGUAACAGAGUAAAGAGAGUCAAGAGUUUGCCAAAAAUUGGCAAGAAAACAAUUGUACGGGACUUUGAUAUCACUGGGAAUAACAGUGAUUGA
Molecule: messenger RNA, 1014 nt
Organism: Paraglomus brasilianum
Lineage: Eukaryota; Fungi; Glomeromycota; Glomeromycetes; Paraglomerales; Paraglomeraceae
Source: the annotation of a GenBank genome assembly